AGGAAGACGAUUCUGACAGUUUUUGGUUCAUCAUCCUUGUAACUGUUUAUACCCGGAUCAACUGUGAUUAGCACGAAUGAGAGAAUCCUUUUGUACACAGAGAACCACUUGAUUCUCUCACCAUGACUUUUGAGAGAGCUAGGAAAUUCGCAAAAUAUUAUCCUUAGAGACGGGUUCGCUGCUCGCACUGAUGUUUGUGGCAUGUCGUUGUAAGGAAGGCUCGGACGAAUGUUCGCUGUUUUUUUCUCGGUGCGUGACUGGAAAAGGAAGUACAUAGGACUUUUUCAUUUCUGGUGCCGAAACGGGCGGCGGAUUAGCGUUCGCGAUUCGAGCUAGAAAAGUGCAGUGCAAAUUUGCAGUUUCUAUUCGGAAGGCUUAGGAGCUUCGAGGAUUUCGGGCGUUCCUGAGGGGUGGGUUCUUGUUGGGAAACUACGGAAAAGUGCAAAGUUUUCACACGGAAAAUGUCUACUACCAGUGAGCAGAACUGUGAUGUGCAACUGCAUACGGAGAUCGAGGUGCUGAAGAGCGCCCUUGCCGAUAAGCACUCGCAACUGUUGGCCAUGGAGAAUGCCUGCCUGCAGGAAAGUGACCGCCAGGUCGAACUGGAGGACAGUAUCAUUGCGUGGCAGGACAAGUACGAAAGGCUGUACGAAUCGCACAAACGGGUUCAAAAAGUGAAUCAAAAUCUGGAGGAUAAGCUGCUGAAGCUGGUCGAUAGGAAUUCCGGCGAACGAGCACAGCUGACGAGUGACGUGGCAACGCUCAGUGUACGGCUGGCACAGGCCAACUACAACAUCCAGAAUCUGAAGCGGGAAAUCGAACGAUACAAAACAGACAUGAGCGUGGCCAUCCAGCUGUUGCAGUGCAAACCGGAUAGUUUCGUUUCGCCAAAGCUUUCUACGCUUCCAAUCGAGAUCCAGUCGAAGGUCGCCACGUACAUGCGUCUGGACACCAACUCGCACUCGGACUCGGAAGGAAGCACCAGCGGAGUGGGAGUGGCCACCGCAAGCUCCUACCACGUGCUCCCCGCCUCCGACAGCCCCCCGCCAAUGUGCCCCUUCCCACCAACUGCCAUGGUAUACUCGAUGCGGGGAAUCGAUGCGAACCAGUCCUCCUCUUCACAGGAUGGCGGGGGAGGAGGUGGAAUCAACAGUGGUGGAGGAGGAGGAGCUGCAGCGAAACUUCAAUCGCAUCAGGAUAUGCUCUCCCUGGGACAUAUAAAUAGCGCAGAAAGUAUCCUGGGAAGAGGUAAUCGGAAUGACCACAAUGUCGUGUCACCGUCCGUAAUGGCCAAGUUUCUCGAAGACGAGCUGAAAUCGAGUGAGGCGUUGCUUAACUCUCCCGUUAAACAUUGCGAAACUUGUGUCUGCCCGAGAAAUGCCAACCUGACGAGUGGGUCACUGAUCCUUGCCGAUUUGCUCGGCGAUGGGCAGAAGUACUACAGUGUCGGAACGCAAACCGUUAUCAAGGGAGAAACUAACAAUUCGCUAUGUUUAAGGUGUAACAAUAAUCUAAACUCGCCGUCCCACAACAAUAGUCCUUAUAUCAUGAAACUGAUCAAAUCCAGUGAUAGUGUCAUAUCGGAAACGAAGAGCAGUGUUUCGGAUUUCCUGACGACGCCGGACAAAACCUCGCCCAACAAUGGAACAGAUCAAGGAAUACUACCCCCAGCGAAGAAGGACGACCUGAUGGUGAACCCUAUUUUGGGACAUCAUCGAAUAACGGAUCGAUCUGGCAACUACAAUAGCACAUCACCUAAUUCUGAUCCCCCUAUUCAAUCAGGACUAACCAUAACCAAAAGCAACAGCUACUCGAGUGGAAAUGGAACGAAGCUAUCGCAUAUUAAUCAAACCAAGAAAGCUCAAGACCUGCUGAAACCAAAGGUCCAGUCCACGGUGUCUACAGGAAGUAAAUAUACCGGCGAAUCUCCAUCGUACAUAAUCAAGGACACCGAUCAAAUGAGUGGAAGUCAUGCACUACAGACACCGAAUUCCGGUAUUGGUGGAGGUUUUGGAAGCGUGAGUAGCCAACAUAACAAAAUGGCGGGAGGAAGUGUUGGCAGCGGUCUGUACCAUGCGGUUGGAAGUACGAACAGCCUGUGGAGUAGAACGAGCAGCGGGGACCCCGUACGGGACGGAGCGAAGAUAUUCGAGAGCUUCAAUAGGAAUCUCAUCAAAACGAUCAAGGCUGAAAAUCCAAAGAUGUCCGGUCCUCGGAUCUGCUCUCUACGCAUUCAGAAUGGAUCGAGUAACAUUCUGCUGGACAGUCUGCAGGACGAUGUAGUGGACGAUCUACUAGAAAGCAAAUCAUCAGUGGGACCUGUGAUCUAUACAAGGAGAGCCAAAUUUCUUGACGAGGAACUGUUACUGGACGACGAUCCAUCGAUUGGACUAAAUGGUGCCAUAAAAACGACAAGCCUUCCAACUGCUAGUGCAAGUGUGAAUAAUAGUAGUAACGGUAGCAAACAGACAUCAAUGAUAGUGAAUGGAUCGGGAAGUGGAGUUCUAAGCAGUGGCCACGGCUCUGGUGAUAACCAAGGUACAGACAAGUCCCGCCAAGAUAGCUCUCCGAAGGACGUAUGUAACAUGAGCACAACUACGUCGCCGAAUUCUUCUGAUCGGUUGUGCACAAUCGGUGAAGAGGUCAACAAUCUGCUGCUGAACACGAAAAUCACUUCGGGCUUGAUUCCAAACAAACCCAGACCUGACAUAAAUGUGAACAAAUUGGAGGGUCUUGAUCUUAACUCGAAGAAAUCCUGCACACAGUCCAGCUCAAUAUCCAGUGAAAUCGAUAUUCAAGAAAGUGUUAUGCUUAGGAGACAGCAGUUAUCUCGUGUUGCGGAAUGGGUACAGAACAACUCGAAGAUCGGUAAUACGGAACACAUGAGCAACACAGAGUCAGAUAGUGAAAACUUAGCGCUUGCUUCAGCUGCUUCGCUCACUCUAGUCGAUAACCUAAAUAAUAAUAAUGGAAUCUCAACGCGUGAUCCUAAAGGAAAUUUUAUGGAUGCAAAACCAAUAGCUAGUGAUAUCAAAAUGAGCCGUAGUAGUAGUAAUAGUGCCAUGGCGCAGCAAAUAUCUAGCGAUAAUGUUCUUAGCAAUAGUAAUACCCUCAACAAUAACCACAUAAUCAGUAGCAACAAUAAUAUGAAUACCAAUUCGUUUGCUCAAGCCAACAGCACCAACGCAGCACCUAUCCGAGGAUACAGUCACUCUAGUCUUAAGGCAGCCAUCAUGUCUAAUGCAGCCCAACUAAACUUCAACAAUAACAACCACCCAACGUAUCAUGGAAACCUAAGCAAUAGAGCUAUGUACGGCAGUGUAGGAUUGAACCGAGAAUGUUCCCGUCUGGUGGAUGACAAGAAAGUACUGCUGGAGCAACAUGAGCGACAAAGCUUGGACUGCGAUUUGGAUGACAGCAACAGUGUCGAUAUCGCCCAGAUGGAAUACAACGUGAAGCAGUUCCUGUUGAAGCAAAACGAGUGGUCAUCGUUAUCACGUCGAAUGUCGUCUUCCACGGCGUCCGGAACGGUAGAACCUACGGCACAGCAUCAACGACAUCAUCAUCAGCAGCAGCCGGUGGUUGAAGAACCUCUGCAGAGGACAGUUUCUGUAAAUUCAAGAAAUCACGAAGGUGGAAUCAAGGGAAGCUUUCCUGGGACCGCGGUUCAACAAUCUACACAGUUCCACGUGAAUAAAUAUCCAAUUAAUCCACAUAGGACAGAAACAAAUCUGUAAACGGAUGGAGUUGGUGAACUAACUGAACGUUGAGCCAUGCAAGGAAGAGUGCUGUUGAGUUUCGUUUAUGAAAGGAUUAAAAUUUGAGGAUUUCUUUUUUUUUAAAUUACUAUCAAGACUGCUCGAAGAAACCUUUUAAAUUGAAUCUAAAAAAUAGCUUUUUUUCAAAUUAUUUUUA
Messenger RNA from Aedes aegypti (yellow fever mosquito), 3915 nucleotides. RefSeq names its product tight junction-associated protein 1. Lineage: Eukaryota; Metazoa; Arthropoda; Insecta; Diptera; Culicidae. Bases 462 to 3737 code for a protein of 1091 amino acids. The record is from RefSeq and is a predicted model, not a curated record. The transcript is spliced from 6 exons.